GUAUCAUUACGAAAAGUAACAAAUUCUUACAAAUGUACAUUAGAAAAAAAUUAUGUCUGAACAACAACAACUGGAAAUUCAUGCUGAAGAAACUAUGGAUCAAGAAGAGACUAGAGAUUGGAUUACCGAAAGUAACGAAACGAGCAAAGGGAAUUUACAAGAGGAUGAUUGCGUAUAUCGAUUUAAAGCGUAUAAAGAAUAUAGAAAAAACCACCCUGGGCCAUUAUCAAAACGCAGUUUUCGUGUCUGGUGCCAAAAUGGCGGGAAAGAUAAAGAAGAUUUUAAGUGGUCGACAAAAUGUAAAAGAAAACCAUCUGAAAUAAAGAUUUUACGACCUAAAGCUGUUCAAAGAUAUGUAUUUCCGAAUUGUAGAAAUGUGCAAAUGAUUCAGCAUGUAGAAAAUUUAAAUUUUAAAAAUUAAAUUAAAAUCAAUCAUUUUUUCUUUUCUUAAGGUAUAAAAAAACACAUGUUCGUACUUACCCCGCUCAUGUUUUCAAAACACGGCCACGGCACAUGAAGUCCCCACUUCGGCGUUGAAAACUGGAAAAUUAUGCUAAUUAUUGAAGGAACCAUGUAGAACAACAGGAUCGGUAAGUCAAUGUAAUCACGUUCGCGAUGAUAUGCAAUAACUGUUAACAGUUUCAAGGUAGUAAAAAUUGCUAAGUACUAUCAACCCCGCUCGUGUGUCAGAAACUGGAAUAAUGCGCUAUGUAUUAAAAGAGUGUUGGAUCUUUGUCAGGUUUAGAGUCAGUGUAGGAAGGUUGCUGGGCUAACUUGUGAGACUGCGAAACUUGCUUGUUGGAAGAGUUAAAUCGAGAAAGUUUCCCAACGUUGCAGAUAGACUAUUAACAGAGUAGGUGCAACACCAAAGUCCAUGUUAGGUUGCCAGGCUGGUGUACAGGGAGAGAGUGUGUACAAAUUUAAAAAGUACCAAGUUUACUACUGUUAACGUGUCAUUUUGACCUGUUCGUAUAGCGUUAAUGUGUUAUGUUUCAAAAGUAGUAUUAAGUAAUGCACCCAAUUCUCCUUUUUUAACGCUAACAAAAGUGCGCAGCGUACCACACAACAUGACAUUUCUAUAUUACUUGCGAUGGCAUAGCAUACAAAGAAACAUAACAACAUGUUCUUUGGUACGCUAGCCAACAUACGUAAAUGCCAAAUAUGAUUGCUACUGUUAACUUUGACCUACUAGUUUACCGUAGAUGUGUCAUCAUUCAAAGCUAGUAUUAAAUAAUGCAUCGAAUUCUCUUUUUUUAAUAGUAAGAAAGUGCGUAGCGUACCAAACAACAUCAUACUAAGUACUAUCGACCCCGCUCACGUGUCAGAAAGUGGAAUAAUGCGCUAUAUAAUAAGAAAGUGUUGGUUCUUUAUCAGCUUUAGAGUCAGUGGGGGAAGGUUGCUGGGAAAACUUUUGAGACUAUGCAAAACCUGCUUAAAGGUCGGGAGAGUUAAGUCGAGAAAGUUUUCCAAGGUUGCAGAAAAACUAUUGACGGAGUGGGUGUACAGCGAAAGAGCGUGUACAAAUUUGAAAUGUACCAAGUUUACUAAUGUUAACAUUUCAUUUUGACCUGUUCGGUUAGACCGCGUACAAAUUUAAAAUUGUUCGUAGAUUAUUACCACUAAUAUCUCAUUUUCACCUGCUUGUUUAGCGCAAGUAUGUCAUCAUUCAAAGUUAGUAUUAAGUAAUGCAUCGAACUCCCUUAUUUUUUUAAUGGUAAGGAAAGUGCGUAGCGUACCAGACAACAUCAUAUUAAGUACUAUCGACCCCGCUUGUGUGUGAGAAACUGGAAUAAUGCGCUAUAUAUUAAGAGAGUGUUGGUCCUUUGUCAGGUUUAGAGUCAGUGCGGGAAGGUUGCUUGGAUAACUUGUGAAAUUAUGCGAAACUUGCUUGUUCGGAGAGUUAAAUCGUAUUCUGCACAUUGGCAGUAUGAUGAUGUUCUUGAAUGAGUGGUCUAGUCACACUUGCAGUCACUGACUUAAACGUAUCGCCGUAAUGUAAGGGUGCGCCAUCUAUGUAUGUCAUGUAAAAUCAUCUUCUCCUUUUGGUACGAUGGCUAAGAAGUUCACGCGGUUAAGGACGUAUUUUAAAAACUACCGUAGUAGCGCAGUGUACAAAUUGACUUUAGCUAAAUUGUUACUCCACGGCACAUGCAAAGUUCAAGUCCCCACUUCGGCGUUGAAAGCUGGAAAAUUAUGCUAUUUAUUGAAGGAUCGAUGUAGAACAGCAGGAUCGGUAAGUCAAUGUAAUCACGUACUGGCUGGGCAAAGUCAAUGUAAUCACGUACUGGCUGGGCACAUUGACUUUCUUGUCGUUCCUUAUGCUUAUUAUUCUCAUUAGCGGCUCUUGUGAUGUUGGCAGAUGCUGUUCAACUGAUCCUGAGUUGCUGAGAAUAAAGAU
Molecule: messenger RNA, 2398 nt
Organism: Hydractinia symbiolongicarpus
Lineage: Eukaryota; Metazoa; Cnidaria; Hydrozoa; Anthoathecata; Hydractiniidae
Exons: 2
Coding region: 53-421 (122 amino acids)
Source: RefSeq, a predicted model, not a curated record